AUUGCAGUGACUUUCUCCGAGUCCCUGUUGGGCAUCACUCUAUCACAACUAGCCGCUCACCUCAGCCCAUUCCACCGCGUCGCACUCACACAGCCACCGUCUGAUUCUCCACUCGCCGCCACAAGUGUCGCAUCCCGCUCACCGGCACACUCUCUCAGCAGCCAUCCCCUCCGCGUUCCGCCACCCCCGUCCGUCGCAGAUCCGUAUCCCACCGGCCACCGCAUCGCCAAUCAGAGCAUCAGCCUUCGCGCGAAAACGAGAGAGAGAGCGAGAAUGGUGAGGGAAGUGUCAGAGAGUUGCGUGGAUAGCUUGUUGACGGAGAUGGUUUCGUGCUAUUGCAAUCGAUUCUACGCCAACAAGCCUGAACUCGCUGCUCGCAGGAUCGAGGCCAUUGGAUACCAGGUCGGUCACCAGCUUUCUGAAAGGUAUACCAUGGAGCGGCCUCGGUUCAGUGAUCAUCUAGAGGCUAUCAAGUUCAUCUGUAAGGAUUUUUGGUCUGAGGUCUUUAAGAAGCAAGUAGACAACUUGAAGACAAAUCAUAGGGGUACCUUUGUAUUACAAGAUAAUAAAUUUCCCUGGCUUUCACGGAUGUCAGUUGAUCCAUCUGCUGAGAAUGUUAGUUCCGUUGAGGAUAAUACUUCACCUACACCUGAAAGCAAGGCAGCACAAGCAAUGAGCAUGCAUCUUUAUUUCCCAUGUGGGAUCAUUAGAGGAGCUCUUUCCAACUUGGGAAUUCCCUGUGCAGUUUCUGCUGAUAUAUCAAACCUUCCAGCAUGUUCAUUUGUGGUGCGCAUAAAAGCUUGAUGAGUUCAUUUGCAUUACUGGCGGGAGGGAAGGCCUUCACAUUGUUUGAAAUAAUGCUUUAAUGUCUUCAAGCUCUUUUGUCAUCAAUUUACUGGACCGGGGAAUAUUUCCUUACUAUAUUUAAGCUAUCAAAUGUCUUGGUUGUAUAGGAAGGGCUCCUGGGGAAGUGUUUUGAUAAGUGAGGACUUGGUUCCUUCGGAUACAGAUUCUAGGGAGAUUAAGAGAGUAUGGUGCGUAGUUCCCAAACUGUGGUGUAGGGUGGAAAGAUUUUUGGGAAUUUCAGUCCUUGUAAUGUUAUCACUCUUGUAUUGAAUGAAUGCUAACUUUAUAUUUUAAAACUUUUGUUCCUUAUUUGAUUACCAA
This is a messenger RNA of Lotus japonicus, 1167 nucleotides long. RefSeq lists its product as uncharacterized. Gene Ontology annotation, cellular component: trans-Golgi network; TRAPP complex; cis-Golgi network. NCBI's taxonomy places the organism in Eukaryota, Viridiplantae, Streptophyta, Magnoliopsida, Fabales, Fabaceae. Gene Ontology annotation, biological process: regulation of GTPase activity; endoplasmic reticulum to Golgi vesicle-mediated transport. The record is from RefSeq and is a predicted model, not a curated record. The transcript is spliced from 5 exons. Bases 274 to 804 code for a protein of 176 amino acids.